This is a messenger RNA of Tinamus guttatus (white-throated tinamou), 845 nucleotides long. The record is from RefSeq and is a predicted model, not a curated record. NCBI's taxonomy places the organism in Eukaryota, Metazoa, Chordata, Aves, Tinamiformes, Tinamidae.
AUGGAGUAUCGCCAAGAGCGCAGUGAAGAUGUAGAUGUUUGUACCACUGAAGAAAAUCAUGAAAGUGAUGAUGAUUCUUAUGAAGUAUUGGAUUUAACAGAAUAUGCCAGACGUCAUCACUGGUGGAAUCGUGUGUUUGGCCGGAAUUCAGGACCAAUUGCAGAAAAAUAUUCUGUAGCUACGCAGAUUGUAAUGGGCGGAGUGACUGGCUGGUGUGCGGGAUUUUUGUUCCAGAAAGUCGGAAAGCUUGCAGCAACUGCAGUAGGUGGUGGCUUUCUUCUGCUUCAAAUUGCUAGUCAUAGUGGAUAUGUACAAGUUGACUGGAAGAGAGUUGAAAAAGAUGUAAACAAAGCAAAAAAACAGCUUAAAAAGCGUGCAAAUAAGGCAGCGCCUGAAAUCAAUACUCUAAUUGAAGAGUCGACAGAAUUCAUCAAACAGAACAUCGUGGUGUCCAGCGGGUUCAUUGGAGGCUUUUUGCUAGGCCUUGCGUCGUAAGGACCCGGGUCGCCUCUUGGUGAAGACGUUGCCGCCUGCGAGGAGCGGCUGCCGUGGGGCGCUGCCAUAGAGCAACCGGGCUCACUGGGCCCCAUGGAGCCGGGCGAACGGACUAGCUAGGCACUUGGGAAGCUUUUCCAUUUUAGGCUUUUGCCUUUUGAAGCUUGGCAAAACUAGGAUUUGCUCAAAAACUGUGCAGUGUGCUCAUUAUAGCAUUUCUGGGCAAAACUGUUUCACCUUCAUCAUGCCUCUUUCUACCUAUGACCAUUCAAGAUCUAGCAUUUGAAAAUGUUAUUCUUGGAAAAUAGAUAAGUAACCAUAUUACAAAAAGGAAAACACAAUUCUCUGUU